AUGUUGCGCCCGGAGAGGUGCGCCGCCAUCCUGGACGAUGUGCUGAUCUACGAGGUCCUGGUCCGCCUCCCCGCCAAUGGCUGCGGGUGUUUCCGCCGCUCCUGGCGCGCCGGCAUCACCGGCGCUAGCUUCGUCCGCCGCCACCUCGAGCUGUCCCGCACGAGGCCUCCUUCCGUGCUUGCCGUCCCUCGCGAGGUAGACCCUCUCGACGACUACGCCACUUCCACGGAGAUCAGCUUCCACCGCCUCAUGCUCCCACCGGCACCGGCGCCAGGCACCACCGAGACCGAGCUCAUCUUCGAGAAGGCGUGGCCGGAAGGCAUCACGCGCCGCAUCGCACCAACGCACUGCGACGGCUUGGUCGCGAUCGCCACGGCCACGGACAGGGUGUUCGUCUGCAACCCGGCCACCGGAGAGUUCGUCGCGCUGCCGCUCGGCAGACAUAACGCCGAGCUACAGGAUAGAGACCUGCUGGUCCCGCCGGUGGCUCUUGGCUUCGACCGAUGGCGCAACUGCUACGUCGUUGGCAGGUACUUCUACAGGGCGUACGGCGAGAAGUCCUUCAACAACGUCACUGGCGAGUACUCUCAGGACUACGACAUCGGCCAGGAGGUGUUCACGAUCGGCGCCGGCUCCUGGGAGCUCACCCAAGACCCGCCGCACGCCGUCGGGAUUCUGAUGCCAAUGUGCACGCGGCGCGCCUUCUACUGGCAUUCUGACGUGCCGAAGCCACGACUGAUGCGGUUCAGCCUGCAGGGCAGGACGUUCGCCGUGGUGUCACGCCCUCCGGUCGGCCGUGACCAUCUCAGCGUCCACGAGAUGGUGGACCUGGACGGGAAGCUGUGCUACGUCCACGCUGCUGCAGAGGCGUCCUUCCAUGUCUGGCUAGCAGAUGAUAGGCAUGAUGAGCUGCAGUGGUCGUUGCAUUGCCGCAUUGAUCUCCACCCAGAUCCCAAUCUCAUCUACUACUCGAGGCCGGUGAUCUCCGAUGGGGGCAAGAUGUUGUUCAGAGCGGCUGGAGAGUACUCGUACAACCACCUGUUCUGGUGCUCCGUUCCGAACAACACUCGAGAGAAAAUGGUGGACUUGUACACGCGACCCGACGGAAGCAAGUACGUGGGACAAUCGCAAGACCUUUUACAAUACGUUGUGCCUUACUUCGAGAGUUUGGUCUCCCUCACAGCAUGUAACUACUGA
Molecule: messenger RNA, 1197 nt
Organism: Setaria italica (foxtail millet)
Lineage: Eukaryota; Viridiplantae; Streptophyta; Magnoliopsida; Poales; Poaceae
Product: F-box/LRR-repeat/kelch-repeat protein At1g09650
Exons: 2
Coding region: 1-1197 (398 amino acids)
Source: RefSeq, a predicted model, not a curated record